AUGACCAGCAACAUCACUACUUGCAACAGAAACCACAGCAACAUCAACGCCCCUGAUGUUAUCUAUCUAUCUAUCUGUCUAUCUAUCUAUCUAUCUAUCUAUCUUAAACCGCUUAUUCCAUUUCCACGGAUUUUCCAAAUCUAUUUCUCCAUAUCCGUAUUGGUUAACGAGAGGGUGGAGACAAGUAGGACGCGUUCCAACCCUAAAUACUGGUUUCCCCACUCGACACAUCUAACCAACGAGACACACUUUUCUUACCUCCCUCCCUCCAUCACUAUCUAUUUUUUCUCUCUCUCUCUUCGGCUGAGCGCACAAUUUUCCCUUUGUCUCCCCCACCCUUUUUAUAACCACAUCAAAAUCUCGACCAUUUACCCCUUCUUUGUACAACACCGCAUCUCCACCCGCUGGUUCGUUCGCAAGCGGGUAGGCAGUGUCUUUAAACGCUCUGAAUGGUAUCCCUUCGUCCUCUGCUGGUCAUUCAUUUGGCCGAUGUCCAGAGUUGGGAAACGUUGUGCUCGCAACUCGAAUAACGGUACUGUUGUCGGUGUGGUCGGUGUCGGAGAGCUGGUUGGUUUGGUUGGGGUCGGACCUCCGGUCGUUAACGUCCCUGCCUGCCCAACGUCGACUGCAGCUACUGUUACGACGAACAUUCUCGCGGCACCGCCGACGUCAGAAACCUCGACGUCAACAGCGGCUGUAGCGCUGCGUCUAACCGCUGAUCCGCCUGUCACUAUACCAGCUGUUUUGAGACCAGUUAGCGCGCCAGCCCCGAUCACAACAAACGUGACCACAUCGAACGUUAUCUUAAACGUUAGCAGGGUAUUAAACAAUCACAGCACUACUACAACCACUACUACCACGAAUAAUAAUCAUAAUUUUAAAAGUUAUAAUAAUAAUAACAUUAAUAAUAUUAAUAAUCACGUUAAUGACACUAAUAACAACUUUAGCCAUAUUAAUCACAACAGUAAGAAGAUGAGGGGUAAUAUUUCUAAGACGUCAUGCGGUAACGGAUUUGUUGAGCUGCCGCCUAAACCACUGCUACCGACACUUCAACAGCCGUAUCAGCAGAACCAAAAUCAGCAUCAACCGGAACUGCUCCGCUGCAAGCGACGUAUCGACUUUUCAGGUCUCGGGUUUACGCUCCCUCGGGCCCAGCCGGCCGCGGUAGCGCGUCGUAACGAACGCGAACGAAAUCGGGUCAAACUCGUCAAUCUCGGGUUUGAGGCACUGCGUGAACACGUUCCCAAUGGACGCAAGAAUAAAAAGAUGAGCAAGGUGGAAACGCUCCGUGCAGCGGUGCAGUACAUCAAAGAGCUGCAGGAAUUGCUGCAUCAUGAACCGGACUUCCUGGACAUUAGCGAUUUGGAGGUGUGCGCGGCCGCGGCUGCCGCAGCUGCCCAGCUGACAUCAUCAGUGAGUGUGGCCGACUCAACAGUGUCAACAUGCAUCACUUCAAAGUCGAUCUCCCCACCUCCAAAUUCGGAUAUUAGUUGCUCCCCCAGCUCAAGCCUUUGUUCAGAUUCCGGGUCAUCUUGUGACCCUUUCAACGAAGACGAUUUAAUUGACUUUUCUCGUCUUCUUUAA
Molecule: messenger RNA, 1584 nt
Organism: Acanthosepion pharaonis
Lineage: Eukaryota; Metazoa; Mollusca; Cephalopoda; Sepiida; Sepiidae
Source: the annotation of a GenBank genome assembly